AUGACGACGACGACGAUUCGGAGGAUUCAGACCCCCUCGUUGUCGUCGUCGUCUUCAUUUUUUUUGCGGAGGAGGAGUAGGAGAAGGAAGAGAGGAGGGAGACAGCAACAACAACAACAAACCAAUUCGUUGGUCGUAACGGCAACAUUAUUCUCGAGUCACGGGCGCUUUGUUGUUGCGAGAACUGACGAAUGCGCGUCGUCCUCGUCUGUUGGCGAGAGUAGUGUUGCGAGUAAAAGGCUGCCUUCUUCAAGAAGAAGGAGCGUUUUGAUGAGCCCCCCGGCGAAAGCGGCGUCGAUAACGCCGUCGGAUGAUUACUUGGACGGGGAACGUUUAAAUUUUUACGCAACGACCAAAACGACGAAAAACGCUCCCGACGACUGGUUGAAUGCGAGCGAGAAGCGAAAGAGGAACAUUUUACUCCCUUCCUCUUCUUUGGAGGAAGAAGACGCGGACGACGACAUCUACCAACUCACGAGAGAAGACGAGAGUGUGCACGAGGAAAUGUGGCUGGAAAUUAUGGAAAUAGUGGCGACGUUUGGCACCAUCGGCGGCGGCAUCGCCGCCGUCGCGCUCGGCGAAGUGUACUUGUGUUCGCUCGUCAUCGUGUUACCGAUACUGGCGUUUUCGUUGAAGAAAAAGAGGGAGACGAAAGUGAGAGAGAAGACGCGGAUGCGAUUGAUGCAGUUGAAAGAAGAGUUGAUGGUGGUGACGAGGAAUAAGACGACCAAUGCGACCGUGAUGAACUUAUCCUCGCAGUUGCAAAAGAAGAACAUGGUCGCGCUCGAGUUUGCCAUUCAAAGAGCUUUGAAAGAAGAUGGCGCGGAGUUCAGCAAGAAAAUUGACGCUCGAUUAGACGCGCUGGAAAGGGCGAUGCAAAGAGCCGCGGAGAAGCAAGCGGCGAGUCAACGAGAUUCCGGUGCCGUGGCUGGGAUGUUAGCCAGGGACGUCGCGGAUGCUAGGAUUGACCAGAGAGAGAAUUUUAAAAAAAUGUACCGCGAGUUGGAAGAGGCGACCAAGUUAUCGAUGACGGAAAACGAACGAACGAGGCAACAGGUCCAGAAAGAGUUGGAAACGUUGUGGGAGCUGGUGGAAAACGUGGAGAGGGAGAUUUCCGGGGUCAGUGACGGCGUUGGAGAGCGGUUGACGAUGAUUUUAGAGGCAAGAGCGGCGGAACAGAAAAGGUUGAGAGAAGAAGAGGAAGAAGAAACGGAGAAGAAGAAUCCGUUUGAGAACAAAGCGAUUGCUGAAUUCGCGUUUUCCGAGGAGUUGCAAAACAGAGUGGAUGAGAUUGCAAAGCUCGCAGACGCGGUGCAACGCGUGAAAGAAGCCAUCGACGCCAGAAACGAGGCUGAGCUCGGGAACGAGCUGAUUUCAAAGAUGGACGAGAGUCAGUGGCAAGCGCUCGGUUUGCGAUUUGACGCGCUCUCGGAAAUGGCAGAAACGACCGCCGAGCGAGUGGUUUCGGAAAUCAGUGAAUCGAUCGAAAAAAAGAGAGGAGUGUUUUUGAGCGAUGAUGAUAGCGGUGAUGCGAACGCUGCGAUGAUCAAUGCGAUGAAAAUGGGCGCGAACAAAAUCAUCGCCGCCAAGGAGAAGGAAGAGUCGUAUUAUUCGUUAGAUCUGGACGAUGAUAGCGUGGACGAUAUGAACGAAUCGAAAACCGGAUUUGAGCGCGCGUUGCGACGAACGGGAAGCGUUGAAAUGGUUGCAGAAACUGUGAAAGCCAGUAGUGAUGAAGAUAGCAGGCGAAGGCAAGAGCCAUCGGCGUCCAUGCAGACGAGGAUGGCGAUGCAACAACCGACGACGUCCACAUCGGAAACAAAUAGUAAUAGCAACAACAACAGCAAAGAAUCAUUUAGCAGCAGCGUCACUAGCGAUGCUCCGAUAAACGCCCAGCCUGGCGUAACGAAAGAAAGCGCGUUCGAAAACAUGCAAGCGAUGCUCAGAACGGAAGAAGUAGAGGAAGAUAUCUUCGACCCGUUCGCCGGAAUAGCGGCGUCCGCGUCGGAAGAGUCUUCAGAAGUCACCGCGAGUGCAAUUAGCGAAAUAGUCACCGACAUAGCAGAUGCCAAGAAGCAAGUAGAUCAGAAAGCCCAAGAACCGAUCGCGUUGGCAUCGUCGUCGUCGUCGUCGUCGUUCGACGAGAAAAUCGCUUCGGGUUUAGAAAGCUUACGCCAAGGCCGCAAGCUCGCGCGAGCGGCUGAAGACGAAUCGGCGAAACCUGCGGUAUCUUUGGAAAACCUCAUGUCCGCGGAAGAGUGUUUUGCGAACGCCGCCAAUGACUUUGUCGUCGCCGUAGAAGUAGAACCGAGCGCAGUUUCAGCGAAAGGGAAUCUGGGCAACGCGCUUCUCGCUCGAGGCGUCGCGUUGCGAGCUUUACGAGAUGCCACCGCCGAACGCGUGUUUGGUUCUUCGUCGAAAAAAGGUGCAUUUGGCGGUUUAAGUGAAGAAGACGUGCGCUUCUACGGCGAAACCGCCGAGGACGCGCUCGUGGAUGCCGGCAAAUACUUUCGAGCCGUCGCCGUCGAAGACCGCACAGCAGCGGCGGCUGCGGAUGAAAAUGAGCAACAAGCCUCUACUUCUUCAUCGUCGUCGGUUGCCGUAAUCGUAGCGCUCAUCGCCUGGGGACGAGCGUUAUCGCAACGCGGUGCGCUCGUCCGCGAUGACGCCGAAGUUUUCAAUUUAUACGAUUCCGAGGAGGAGGAAGACGAAUCUGUCAUUACGAGUAACUUGGCGGACGCCUCGAAGUUGUUCCUCGCCGCGGCGGAAAAGCACCGAGCGGCUAUCGAAAAAUGUGCCUCGGCUGAAGAAGAACAAGGAGACGCUAAGAAAACCAGCGCCGCCAAAACGCUCAUCCAAUCCAGACGCAUCGAAGCCUACUGUCGCUGGGGCGAAGCCCUAGAGUCUGCCGCAGAGUGCGAGUUCGCACUCGGAAGCGGUAAAGAACGCGAACUUUGGACGGCGGCGAGCGGAGCGUACGGUGAGAGCGAACGCCUCGGUGAAGAAAGCGGCGCCGCCACUGCCGGCGUCGAAAGGUGUGAAGCAAAGCUCGGCGAAGAUUUCGAAUAA
Messenger RNA from Bathycoccus prasinos, 3069 nucleotides. RefSeq lists its product with no specific name. The transcript has a single exon. Bases 1 to 3069 code for a protein of 1022 amino acids. Lineage: Eukaryota; Viridiplantae; Chlorophyta; Mamiellophyceae; Mamiellales; Bathycoccaceae. The record is from RefSeq and is a predicted model, not a curated record.